Messenger RNA from Macroventuria anomochaeta, 828 nucleotides. RefSeq lists its product as uncharacterized. The record is from RefSeq and is a predicted model, not a curated record. The transcript has 2 exons. The annotation marks the transcript as partial. NCBI's taxonomy places the organism in Eukaryota, Fungi, Ascomycota, Dothideomycetes, Pleosporales, Didymellaceae.
UCAACGACGACCUCCAGGAUGAAUGAUUUACCCUCCCAACUCUUACCAGCGCAGAUUGAAGCACAAGAGAUAUUGAGACAUCUACUAUCGAAACUGAAAGAGCCGGAAUCAAAACACUACGUUCGGUAUGGCAAAUGGGUAGAACGCCACCCCCGACUCGAUGACUUCUGCUUCCGCUGCAUUCGCCCACAAGUCUGGUCCUACCUAAAUGGGCGCUGGAACCUCGAUGCUCUCAAACUCAUAGCCGGCGACCUGCGCACCUCCUCCCCGGCCAUCUACCUCAACGGCAUCCUCGGGCUCGACAAACGUAUGCGUCUCUACAUCGGGCAAACCUCCUCCCUCCGCAUCCGCAUAGCCCAACACCUCAACUUCCGCUACCGGCGCGACAAUCCCAGCCUGCACUACCACGCCCUGCAGUCCUCCAUCUACAACGCCAUCGGCGUCUUAGCCGUUCUCCCAAGCCCGAAUAUGGGCGGACAUGCGCUGCUGGGCAUGGAUAAUCCGGACUUGCUGUUGAAUGUGCUGGAGAUGUGGAUGGGUCUUAUGUUUCGGAGUUUGCCUGCCUCUAUGCUAGAAGAGUGGAUGCCUGAAGGUAUUAGUCCAGCGAGAAAAGAAGGGAAGGAGGGUGUGUUUGGGGGGUUGAAUAUCAGGAGUCCGCUGGAUCAGGGAGAUAGUAAGGCGGAGUGGGUUGAUUUGAGUGAGAGCGAUGAUUUGCUGGUGAGGGAGUAUUUGGGCAUUGGUGCGGCGAAGGAAGAGAAGCCGAGAGUUGAGGAUGAGGUGGAGGCGAGGAAGAAAGAGUAUGCUGAGAAGGCGAGGAAAAUGAAUCAG